Messenger RNA from Prunus avium (sweet cherry), 656 nucleotides. RefSeq names its product DNA-binding enhancer protein-like protein. Gene Ontology annotation, biological process: protein stabilization; negative regulation of apoptotic process. Lineage: Eukaryota; Viridiplantae; Streptophyta; Magnoliopsida; Rosales; Rosaceae. The record is from RefSeq and is a predicted model, not a curated record.
UCACCCACCACUUCAAGUCUCAACAAAAUCUAGGGUUUUAGGAAAUUCCUUCAGAAAAAAAAAGAGGCUUGUAAUUCUCUCUAUUUCUCUGAAUUGUGUGAGAAGCAGAAAGAAAACGCAAUCAAAAUCGAAAGCAGGAUCAGAGAAGAGAAGAAAAUGGAGGGAGGUGGAGAAGGAGAGAUAGAGAGGGUGGAGAACUCGAAGGACUUGCAGCAGCAGAGCAAAGCCUUCGAUAAGCUCACUGACCGCGUCGAAGAUCGCCAGCUCGACUCUACCCGAGUCCAGGAGGCCAUGGCUUCCAUUGCUGCCUCCUCCGAAGCCGAUUGGAAUGCUAUGCGAUUGAGGGAGAAGGAAUUGGCUGCAGUGAAGAUCAAUGCAGCUGAUGUUGACAUAAUUGCAAAUGAACUAGAGUUGGACAGGAAGGUUGCUGAGAGGACCUUGCGGGAGCACAAAGGUGAUGCCGUUGCUGCCAUUCGACACUUGCUUCACUAGAAUAAUGCCCUUGACAAAAUGAAGAUGACAAGAACUUGGGUUUCUUCUUAUUUUCAUUGUUCAAUGUUAAAUCAGAUGUUCACAUUGUUGUAUUGUGAUUUGUGACGAGGAUAGAUUAUUAAGAAACGUGCAGGUUUGUGAGUGUUACAUGUUUGGCUUGGAUU